Molecule: messenger RNA, 1474 nt
Organism: Haliotis rubra (blacklip abalone)
Lineage: Eukaryota; Metazoa; Mollusca; Gastropoda; Lepetellida; Haliotidae
Product: nucleoside diphosphate-linked moiety X motif 17-like
Exons: 7
Coding region: 76-990 (304 amino acids)
Biological process (GO): NADP+ catabolic process; NAD+ catabolic process
Cellular component (GO): cytosol
Molecular function (GO): NADH pyrophosphatase activity
Source: RefSeq, a predicted model, not a curated record
CUCAUUCCGUAACCCAGAACAGAACAUCAACAAACAGGUCGUCUAUCGGUCCAUCAAGCAGUGUUUUAAAUCAAAAUGACAGCAAACACAAAGCGAAUUCUGGUGCAUCUGAAGAAAACGAAACCUAAAGAAGGACAAGAAGUUCUCGCACGAUUCUCACAGUGCAUUCUGGAGUAUUUUGGGGCUACUGACCUGACAACACAUCUACAUGCUGAACUGGUCAACAACAGGCUUGUAGUGACCGAUGACCUCACAGGGAAAACACCUGUCAAACUCAAGCAUCCCCCUUUCUGUCCAGUUCUUCACCUCAGCCCUGAAGAUGUGGCAGCUCUCUCACCAGAAAUUGCCAACAGAGGGGUAGAUGUGGGAGCUGCUGUUGUCAUGGAAACUGGAGAUGGGAAAGUUCUACUGACUAGGAGAGCCAAGCAGUUACGAGCAUUUCCGGGAAUAUGGGUUCCUCCAGGAGGGCACAUAGAGGAGAAUGAAACUUUUGUGGAAGCAGGUCUGCGUGAGUUUGGUGAGGAGACAGGCCUACAGCUACAAGCUAGUCAGUGUGUUGGGAACAAGCUACAUCUUCUGGCUCUCUGGGAGUCUGUGUACCCACCAAAGCUGUCACAUGGUCUGCCAAGGCGUCAUCACGUGGUUGUGUACUUGUACGGGAAACUCAUUUCUGACCUGACCUCUGACAAACUGACCAGUCAGCUGAAGAUGCAGCCGGAGGAAGUGGACGCCUGCACAUGGCUGGACCGUGACAUCAUCACCAACAUUGUGAAGCUGUCAGAUGAAGAGUCACCAGAACUGCCGAGCACCUCUGGCAGACUUCCUCAAACUAUCAGAGCCAUUGUCCUGAAUGAUGAAGGCAAGCAAGUUGACCUUGACCUGCCCUUGGCCCCAUUACUACAGACAUCUGGAGAUAAGGAGUGUUUAGGGAGGGUCAGCACCGGCACCAAGUUCGCUUUUGAAGAAUGGCUAAAGAGAACCUCUGAAUGAUUCCAACAGCCAUUAGGAACUUAAUACUAAAGAAAGAUAAUAUUCCGGGCAGAUGGAAUAGCCUGACAAGAGUGUUUGCUGGGGGUGGGAAAUGUGAUUGUUGAAGUAGUGAUGACUCACAUUUGUUUUAUUAUUAAAUAAAUUAUACACCCACAAACUUUUCACUGCAUUUAGUCUCAAAAUAUUUAUUGCUUGAAAGAGCAAGUUAUCUGGUUAUCCUCUAAGAAACAUUAUUGCAUAUGUUCCUAUUUCAAUAGUAAGCAUUUACCAUAGUCACCCCAAGUGUUUAGGUUAUAACGUGCACGAUGAAACUGCCACUAACAAUGACCUAUUGGUUAUGUUCAUUAUUUUAUUUGUUUGUUGUUGGGCUAACAAAUAUUCUGGUCAUUCCUUGCCAACCUAUGCCAGACAAAUGAAGGGAUGUUAUUAUAACUUUUAUGGCAUGUUCAUCAUGACAUCCAAUCAAUUAAAUCAUCCAGUCUGA